AAAAAGAGCUCAACCGUCCAGAGUAACAUUGUCACAAUCUCCUCGACUAUCUGUGAGACAGUCUGCUGAAGUUGUGAAGACUUGACGGUUUGAUCGCUGAAACCAUGCUGAAGGAAGUGUUUGUGCUUGGAUGCCUCCUGAGCCUUGCUCUGGCCAGUCCUGUUGACGUGGCACCCAAACGACUUGCACGGUCAAACUCUGGCUCUUCCUCCCAUGAGGGCCGUCGUCCUUUCCUCCCGUACAGUCCCCCAAAUCAACAAUGGUUCCAGCUUCUUCUGACCCUCCUGCAGCUACAACAAGCUCUUACUACAACACCCACUACAACUACUACAACACCCACUACAACUACUACUACAGCUACAACUACCACCACCACAACUCCAGCUACUACAAAAUAAAACCUGAAAUCUAAACACAGAUCAGCAAGUGAAUGAAAACCAGUGUUAACUGACAUGGGUUUUUAUUUUUACAUCAGUACUGUUUUGUGUCAGUUUGUUGUAUUUCCACUGUCAUCAUUCACGUUCAAGGAAACAUGUGGAUCAUAAUUACUUUACUGUCUGCAAAAUCUGCUGAAUAAACUUAAUGAAAGUCUA
Toxotes jaculatrix (banded archerfish) is the source of this 593-nucleotide messenger RNA. RefSeq names its product general transcription factor IIH subunit 1-like. The transcript is spliced from 4 exons. The record is from RefSeq and is a predicted model, not a curated record. The coding region runs from base 105 to 398 and encodes 97 amino acids. Lineage: Eukaryota; Metazoa; Chordata; Actinopteri; Toxotidae.